Messenger RNA from Myripristis murdjan (pinecone soldierfish), 4584 nucleotides. It is a transcript of the gene pdk4, whose product is annotated as pyruvate dehydrogenase kinase, isozyme 4. Gene Ontology annotation, biological process: protein phosphorylation; regulation of glucose metabolic process. Gene Ontology annotation, molecular function: pyruvate dehydrogenase (acetyl-transferring) kinase activity. Bases 238 to 1470 code for a protein of 410 amino acids. Lineage: Eukaryota; Metazoa; Chordata; Actinopteri; Holocentriformes; Holocentridae. The transcript is spliced from 11 exons. Gene Ontology annotation, cellular component: mitochondrion. The record is from RefSeq and is a predicted model, not a curated record.
GCUCUCGUAAAACUUUACAAAGAUGCUUGUAAAAUCUUCGAAGGAAGAAAACGACAAUGAAACACUGACCACCGCCAUCUGUUGCUGAUGCCAAUUUACUGAAGGGCCUUUUUUCUGUAUGCUGGCUUCCCAGCCUCGGCCCAAAGGUAAAGGUGGCAAAAGUGGAGCUUGCUGAAGAAAGGGCAGCCUGUCCCUGACUCACAAACAACUGAGCUGCAGAGCAGAGCCAGAGCAGUCAUGAAGUUCGUCCAGUUUUUGUUGAAAAACAGCUCAGUGACUGGCAUACCGAAACAAGUGGAGAGGUUUUCCAAGUUCUCCCCUUCGCCCUUGUCUAUGAAGCAGUUCAUUGACUUCGGCUCAGCCAAUGCAUGUGAGAAGACCUCUUUUGUAUUCCUGCGCCAGGAGCUUCCUGUGAGACUGGCCAACAUCAUGAAAGAAAUAGACCUCCUCCCUGACAAGCUCCUCGGCACACCGUCCCUACAGCUCCUCACCAGCUGGUAUUCACAGAGUCUGUUGGAGAUUGUGGAAUUUUUAGAGAGAGACCCAGAUGAUAAACAAGUCCUUUCCAAGUUCACAGAGACUCUGGUGAAUGUCCGUAACCGUCACAACAACGUGGUGCCCACCAUGGCCCAGGGCGUGCUGGAGUACAAGGACGCUUUCGGGGUGGACCCCGUCACCAACCAGAACGUUCAGUACUUCUUGGACCGCUUCUACAUGAGCCGCAUCUCCACGCGCAUGCUCAUGAACCAGCACACUUUAAUCUUCGACGGCAGCGUCAACCCAGCCCAUCCCAAACAUAUUGGCAGCAUUGACCCCAGCUGUGAUGUAGUGGAGGUAGUAAAAGAUGCCUAUGAGACGUCCAAGAUGCUCUGUGAGCAGUAUUACCUAACCUCUCCUGAUAUGGAGGUCAAACAAGUUAACUCCAAAAAUCCUGACCAGCCCCUCCACAUUGUCUACGUGCCGUCCCACCUCUACCACAUGCUGUUUGAGCUCUUCAAGAACGCGAUGAGGGCCACAGUGGAGACUCAUGAGACGAGCCUGACUCUCCCUUCAAUCAAAGUGCAGGUUUCACUGGGCACUGAAGAUCUCACUAUCAAGAUGUCUGACAAAGGAGGUGGAGUUCCUCUGAGGAAGAUUGAGCGUCUGUUCAGCUACAUGUACUCCACAGCCCCCAGUCCUGUGCAUAUGGACAAUUCUCGGAACGCUCCUCUGGCUGGUUUUGGCUAUGGCCUGCCCAUCUCCCGUCUGUAUGCCAGGUACUUCCAAGGAGACCUGCAGCUUUACUCUAUGGAGGGGUAUGGCACCUCGGCUGUAAUAUACUUAAAGGCCUUAUCAUCAGAGUCAGUGGAAAGACUUCCUGUUUUCAACAAGUCAGCCUUAAGGCAUUACCAGACGAGCAUAGAGGCAGACGACUGGUGCAUGCCCAGCAAGGAGCCGAAGCAGCUGGGCAAGUUUGAGAGGAGUCACUAAUGAAACAGACUCAGGGCGCUGGCUGCGAACCAAAAAACAUGCAGUGGGAAGAAAUGAAGAAGAGGGGUGAGGUCCAUGAUAGAAAAAAAUGGAUGAGCCUGUAUUGUGACUGUCAGAAGGUACCAUGUGCCUGCAGCAGGUUGCCAGACCUGGGUUUGUGUAUAUGCGGGGUGGGUUCCCCUUUCUCACCAACAGAGAAGCCUGGAGGCUGAAAUUCUGUUUUCCCUUGAUGGUGGUCAAGAAUCAGAUCACCCCAGUGAAAAAAACUACACUAAAAGGGAGAACUGACUUCAGGCCAGCCUGAAGGCAAUUUCACUCAACUGAAGCUAACCACAUGUGAAAGUGAAGGCACUUAAUUUCAGUCCAUGAACAUCACUGGUGAGAAAGAGUCAUACAGUAGCAACUCACAAGCACACAUUUCCUUUUGCCUCAUUUAUCACACACGCACAUACACACAGACACACACACACACACACCUUAUUAUUUAUUUUAGCUAUGAUCACAACAGUAAAGCAAGCUUUCUCUUCAUUUCAAAUUUCAAAUACUUACAGUCGUUGUUGAAAAAAUUGCUGGCUAACGCUGCAAUGGUGAUUGCACUGUCAACCUUAAUUUGAUAUGUGUGUAUGUGUCCAGCUCAAGCCAGUUACAGUGGGAUCACUCAGGUUACUCAGAACAGUUAUGCAAGAGGACAGUGGAUAAUGGUCACAACAUUAACUCAGAGGGAGGGUAGUGUACAGUUUUUUAAUUUUUCAUAUACACGUUUUCAAUCUGUUAAAUUAGUUCAGUCACAUCUCAGCAUACAUUAUCAGCUCUGAUCCCACUAGAACUUUAAUUGGACCCUUUAGUAGAUAGUUUUUUUUAUGUAGCAUAAAAUGUUUGGGCUUAAAAUGAUGUCUACUGAUGACAUCAGUACAAAAGCAUUUGUGCCAUUUUUAGUCUCUUUAAGCUAGUUCAACAGGAGAUGAAAUCAAAAUGUUAUCCUUUAGUGGAGGAUUCUAAAUGGCAGGAAACUACCUACCUGGUGCCAGACACUGAGAGAAAAUGUUUCUCAUGGCCUUGGUGGUAUUAAUAAGUCACAUUCAGCCGACUCCUUUUUUUAAAACAUAACUCAGAUGAUCUAAUGUGGUCAUUGUGGUAUUCUAAAGAUAACAAGACCUGAUGGAGCUUGAGUGCCAUAUUCAAAAUGAGGUGUGCCUUUUGGUUAAAAGCAACAAAAUUUCAUAAACCUAGUCUUGGAGAAUGGUUUAAGUCACUUUGUAUGUAUGUAUGCUUAAACUGAAUAAUAGAUAUGAUUUAUUGUUUGUUUAUUGGUGUUAACCAUUUCCAGGUUACCUGGCACAUUCAUAGCCAUUUUCCUCUGUUGCAAUUGAAAAUUAUAGUAUGUAAAACUGUAAAUUCCUCUAGAUUUAACCAAGCACAGUAUUUGUUAUUGAUAUGUUUUUAUAUACGGCAUGGAGCCAAUCAGACUGAACUGAAAUGCCAGAUUUUUUUUUUAUGCCAUGGAUCUGUUCAGUGUGUUCUUUGCUCUAGAAUUGCACAAUGGGUCUCAGCAUAUUCAAGAUGAUUUCAGAAAAAUAUCACCAAGAGUGCUCAGUUUUAUAACCAUAAGCUUUCUGUAUAUUAAAUGAACUACUGUGGAGGGGUGGAACAGUUGGGUAAGACCCUCAUACUUUGUUCCAGGGAGUCAUAUUCAUAGCUUCAAUACAUACCUCAGUUUUUUGCCACACUAUAUAAAAUGCUGAUAUUUAUACAGUGUCUAACUCAUGUUAUCUGUAUCUGAUGGAGUGAUGCACAGACUGACUGCAGUGUAAACACAGUGGAACCACACCAUAGACCCUUCAUUACUGUGGAAUGACGUAAAAGGCCAGUUGAUGCCGUGCUCAUGCUGUAUUAAUUUUACAGAUGCUGUUUUAUCUGUAAUAAUUUUGUCCACAAUGUCCACGUUUACCAUUUACACAUUUCAGUUCCCAAAAGUUCCCAGUGUGCGUGCUUCCCAAAUCUGCCAAUGCAUGUGGUUAAGCCUUAAGAACUUAAUGCCUAUUAACUGAAAUAACGUCAUUCAUUUUAUGUUUUGGUGAAUUGUAAAUUGUUUAUGAAGUGACAUUUUUUUUCUUGUUACUGUACUUGAGGUGUAAUUCACUAUAAAAUGGACCCAUGAAUGUAACAGAUAAACAAAAAAUGACUUGGCCCACUUCCUCAUAUAUAAUCUUCUCUGCUUUUUGCAGUACAUUGCACACUGCUGAAUUUUGCCCUUUGCUACCAUUUUUCUUGCAGCUCAUUUGAGUGUGGAAGUGUUAACUGGUAUUGUAUGGCAAAAAUUUAAAUGGGGCCUAUACAAGCUGAAGGCAUUCAGGCUAUUGUCUGACUUAGAAAAAUCAGGACCAUAAAAACCCCAGUAUUAAAUUGCACCCUAUGUGAUGGUUAGCUGUUGAUAAUGUGUUAUUACACAAACACAAUUUUACUUAUUUUUGGGGCCACACCACAACAGAUUUAAGGUCAAUUACUGUCCAGUACUAGCAAUUUAAUUCAAUUAGUAAUCCUUAGUUCUCCAUCUUGCCUGGCCAUCUUGACAACCAUGCUAAUGCACUUUCAGAAUUGCCUGAACAAGCCUGAAAUGAAAUGAUGAAACAGUGCCAUUACUGCAGUCUGGAAGGCUUAUUAAUGAACUGGAAUACAUAGCUGGUGAGAUAAAAUAGCCAAUAAGAUAAUUGGUAAUGGUUUAUCCUGUAAUCAAACUGGUGCACCUGUAGUGUGAGUCACAGUGACUCUUUUGCCUCUCCUUAGGCCAAGUCUGUUCUGUAUGGUCUAGCAUAUCAUUAUUUUGCCCAUUGGUGUGUUUUUACACAGUGAACACUCAAUUACCUUGUCACUCUGCCUGGAGUUAAACCAGGUGAUGCUGUGUCAGUAACUGAGGAGUUGACUAAUCAUAUGAAUUUUGAAAUUUUAGCAUGGUUUAUAUGUAUUGCCCAUUUUAUGCUUUUGUGCUGUGCUGUCUGUGAACUUCUCUGCUCUGUUAUUGUCAUGCUGCUCUGUAUGGAACAAGCUCUUUCAAACUUCUUCCAUCAUGCUAAGAGAUGGCGAUGUUUUAAACAUAGAAUAAAUGCACAUAGGAAA